Messenger RNA from Scatophagus argus, 2426 nucleotides. RefSeq names its product general transcription factor II-I repeat domain-containing protein 2-like. The record is from RefSeq and is a predicted model, not a curated record. NCBI's taxonomy places the organism in Eukaryota, Metazoa, Chordata, Actinopteri, Scatophagidae.
AGCGGGAGGCGGCUUCAUUUCCUUAUUUAUUAGCGGUCAUUAGCAUAACAGCAAAAAGCCUACCCAUCAACAAUGGCAAAACGGAAGGUGGACACUGAGAAACGGGGGUUUCAAACAAGGUGGGAGUCUGAGUACAUGUUCACGGACGUCGCUGGAAAACCCGUGUGCCUUCUGUGUGGAGAAAGUGUGGCGGUGAUGAAAGAGUAUAAUCUGAGACGGCAUCAUGAAACAAAACACGCAGACAAAAACGAGAAUAUGGAAAUGGAACAAAGGCUACAGAAGGUGGAAGAAUUAAAACGAGGCCUCAAAUCUCGCCAGGGUCUGUUCAGAAAAGCCAAAUCACAAAGCGAGGCUGCAGUCAAGGCCAGUUUUAUUUUAGCAGAGGAGAUCGCUAAAUCAUCCCGGCUGGGGGACUUCAUAAAAGACUGUAUGCUUAAAGUUUGUGACGAAGUUUGCCCGGACAAAAGACAGCUCUUUUUGAACGUCAGCCUGAGCAGAAAUACCAUUGCUGAGUGAAUAGACCUGUUGUCUAUAAAUCUAAAAGAGCAGCUUGUUAAAAAGGGAAAAGAUUUCAUCGCAUACUCCCUGGCUGUGGAUGAGAGCACCGACAUUUCUGACAUUGCCCAGUUGUCAAUUUUCAUCCGCGGAGUGGACUCUAGCCUAAACGUGACAGAGGAAGUGCUGGCCCUGACAGCGUUACGUUCUAUGCAUGGCACAACUACAGGACAUGAUUUGUAUGAAGAGGUCUCAAGAUGUGUGAACGAGAUGGAGCUGCCUUGGCAAAAACUCGUGGGUUUGACAACAGAUGGAGCACCUGCGAUGUGUGGACAUAGGAGUGGACUGGUGGCAAAGAUACAGGAGAAGAUGCAGCAGGAAAACGUCACAGGUGAGCUGACAGCUUAUCACUGUAUCAUUCACCAGGAGUCGUUGUGUGGUAAAGCCAUGAAAAUGGAACAAGUAAUGAGCACCAUCACGCGCACAGUUAACUUUAUCAGAGCCAAAGGUUUAAAUCACCGCCAGUUCAAGGCAUUUCUGAGCGAGUUAGAGGCGGAGCAUGGUGAUUUGCCCUAUCACACUGAGGUGCGGUGGUUAAGCCAGGGAAAGGUGCUGCACAGAUGUUUCGAGCUUCGUGAGGAGAUUUGUCUGUUCUUGGACAGCAAAGGGAAAGACACAACACAACUCAGAGACGAAGGGUUUUUGUGUGAAAUGACUUUUCUGUGUGACAUUACGAGCCAUCUGAAUGCAAUGAACCUGCAGCUGCAGGGUCGGGGUCGUGUCAUCUCUGAUAUGUACAGUACUGUCAAGGCGUUUCAAACCAAACUGACUCUAUGGGAGGCACAAAUGCGGAAAGAAAACUUGAGCCACUUUCCUAGCUGUCAGACCAUGAAAGAUCAGCUCUCUACCAGUGUGUUUCCGAGCGCAGAGUUUGCUGAUAAAAUUAGUGUACUCGCCGCUGAAUUCCGACGCCGAUUUGCGGACUUUGAAGCACAAAAAAGCAGGUUUGCACUGCUCAGUAAUCCAUUUGCAGUUGACGUAGAAAGCUCACCGCCAACCCUCCAAAUGGAGUUGAUCGAACUACAAUGCAAUGAUGCGCUGAAGGCAAAAUACGCAGCAGUGGGCGCUGCUGAGUUUGCGCGCUUCCUCCCCGACACGAUGCCCCAGCUGCGCACCCAGGCUGCUCAAACCUUGUCUAUGUUUGGCAGCACAUACCUGUGUGAACAACUUUUUUCAUUAAUGAAGCUGAACAAAACCUCACACAGAAGUCGACUUACUGCUGAACACCUUCACUCAGUUCUGAGGAUUUCCUCAGCUCAUAGCCCGACCCCGAACAUUGAUGAGCUUGUACAAAAGAUGAGACACCACCAAGUAUCAUCAGCCUCAAAAAAGUGAACAUUACUGUGCAAUAACAUAUUUAGAGUUUUACUCUGUUCAAAUUUAAAAGUUAAAUAAUAUUUGUUUUCACUGCACAUAUGACUUUUCCUUGAAGAAACUCUUUCUGGUUCAUAGAUUUUUGUACUUUAUUUUAUUGUAUUUCAAUGCAAUAUAUAUAUUUUUUUAUCAGUGGAGUGAAUGGCAGAAAAUUGCUGAUAUUAUUUAUUUCUUUGAAGUUGCUUAAAUUCAGCCCACUUUUGCUAAAUGAGAAAAUAUAGCUGAUGGUGCCUUGAAUAAUAUCACUUUGUUCAUUUAAUGUUCAUGUUAUGAGGUGUUUUUGUAUUGACAUAUUUGUCUUUUGUGCCAGCCUGUUGAAAAUUAAAAAUUACUGACAGAGUUAUAAGAAAAUAUUGCUUUAUUUAUCUAAUCGUAAUAUAUUUGUUAGAUUUUCAGUAGGUCAAAUAUUGAUUUCAAUGAACAUUCGGACAGUCCAGCCCUCGACUUGUAGCAAAAUGUUUUAUUUGGCCCUCCGUCCAUUUGACUUUGACACCCCU